This is a messenger RNA of Athene cunicularia (burrowing owl), 3318 nucleotides long. It is a transcript of the gene SLC16A5, whose product is annotated as solute carrier family 16 member 5. Gene Ontology annotation, molecular function: monocarboxylic acid transmembrane transporter activity. Gene Ontology annotation, biological process: transmembrane transport; monocarboxylic acid transport. The coding region runs from base 1 to 1473 and encodes 490 amino acids. The transcript is spliced from 4 exons. NCBI's taxonomy places the organism in Eukaryota, Metazoa, Chordata, Aves, Strigiformes, Strigidae. The record is from RefSeq and is a predicted model, not a curated record.
AUGUCCCAAGGAGGAGCAGCAGCAUGCAAAGCUGCCAAGCCCCAGGACCGGGGAUGGGCAUGGAUGGUCCUGCUCGCCGCAGUGCUGCUGCAGGGGCUGACACUGGGCUUCCCCUCCUGCAUCGGUGUCUUCUUCAAGGACCUCCAGCACGAGUUCCAGGCCAGCAAUAGCGAGACGUCAUGGUUCCCAUCCAUCAUGGUGGCCGUGCUGCAUGGAGGCGGGCCCCUCUGCAGCAUCUUGGUGAAGCGAUUUGGCUGCAGGUUUGCUGUGAUGCUGGGAGGCCUGCUCAGUGGAGUGGGCAUGGUGUCCAGCUCCUUCUGCAAGUCCAUCAGCCAGCUCUACUUAACAGCUGGCCUCAUUACUGGUCUGGGAUCAUGCUUCAGCUUCCAGGCAGGAGUGACUGCGCUGGGCUACUACUUUGUACGGUGGCGAACGCUGGCCAAUGCCAUGGCAUCCACCGGUGUCUCUCUUGGUUUCACGCUGUGGCCGCUGCUUUCUCAAUACUUGCUGGAUGAGAUGGGCUGGAGAAACACUUUUCUUAUCUUUGGAGGAAUACUAUUGAACUGUUGUGUUUGUGGAGCCAUCAUGAGACCAGUUCAGCUUGCAUCAGGGUCACCACUACAGUCACCCAAGCUUGGAGAGGAGCCAGGGAGAAGAGCAGAAGAGGCACAGCUGUCCAAUGGAGCAUCUUCUCCCCACCCCAAGCUCCAGCAGCAAACCAGAAGGACUGCAUGCUUCCAGAUGCUGCAGAAGUACCUGGCUUUUGACAUCUUCUGUCAAAACAAAGGUUACCAGAUUUACACUAUUGGAGUGACCUGGAUGAUGAUGGGGUUUGCAUUACCCCAUGUCUACCUUGUGCCUUAUGCCAUCCAGAAUGGGGUGGAGGAACGCAGGGCAGCCCUCCUCAUCUCCAUUAUCGGGUUCAUCAACAUCUUCAUACGCCCUUUGACAGGGCUCCUCUCAGGACACAGAGUCUUCACAGGGAGACGCAUCUACCUGUUCAGCCUGGCUGUGCUCCUCUGCGGGCUGAGCAAUUUCAUUUGUGUCACUUCAGCCGAGUUCAGUGUGCUCAUCGUCUACUGCGUCAUCCUCAGUAUAGCCAUGAGUGGCAUCGGGGCACUCACCUUCCAGGUGCUGAUGGACGUGGUGGAGAUGGACAGGUUCUCGAGUGCUCUAGGGCUCUUCACGAUCCUGGAGAGUAUCACCCUCCUCAUCGGGCCCCCUCUCACAGGUCUGCUGGUAGACAUAACUAGUGAUUUCCACUAUGUCUUCUACAACUCCAGUUUCUUUCUAAUAUCAGCUGCAUUAUUCAUGGGGUUCAGUUUCUGUGCUCUGGAAAAAAAAACCAAAUUGAAAGAGGCUUCAAAAGUACCUUUGGAUAAUGCCUCCAGAUAUGAAUACAAUGAAAUGCCAACUGAACCACAGUCUGAAAGUCAGUCCCCUCCAGCUGUUGUGUACAUCACAAGCAUAUGAAAAGAAAGAAAAGAAGAAAAAAAAAAAGAGGAACACAAACGAUUAUGCGGCCUGUACAAAGCUACUCAAGGCCCAGCACUGAUGGCAGAUGAGAAAACAACCGUCUGCUUCCCACAACUGUCGUCAUCCUUCUGCCCUGCACUUCCACUCCAUGGGGCUGUGUCAGACUCCAAGCGAGUGAUCCAGACCAGAGGCUGAGCCCCAGACCCAGCACCAGCCAAAGAGCCGAGGGACAAAGAGAACUGCGCACUCGUAAAGCAAACCAUGGGAUAACGGCCAUGGUAACCAGCGCUGAGACAAAAGCUGUGUCAGUUCAAUUGGUUUAAGUCAGUGCCUUUAAGAAGCCACUGGACUUUCGGAUGCACGUUUCAGAAGGUAGCACUGGGCAGUACAUAUUAAUGGCUAUGCACAAGGGUAGUUCUUUCACAAAGGAGCGUUAUUGCCUCGUCUGAAUGUGCAAUUUUGGUGCAGACUUAGGUGAAGUUUCCCGGUUGCUUCCCAUGUUGGGGGUGGCAAGACAAACACUUUCCACAGGAAGCAUGUUAUUAUUUUCCACAUCUCUAAAUAUUAUAUGGAGGCUGCUGCAUAGGUUGCAGAACUCAACCAAGCCUCUAAUAAGAUCAGAUAUUUUCUCCUAUGAGAUAUAUAUAUGAGUUCUUCAUGCCAAGGGCAUUUUCAAAGCCUCAAAGAUUCAACUUCAAAGCAUCAAAAAGAAAAAACCACUCAAACCUUAAAGAGUGCCUGCUUUGUAAAACUAGUAAUAUCUCAAGUACUUUUUGAUAUAUCAUAAAACAGGAUUCAUGGCUUCUGUAAAUACACAGCAUUAACUGGGAUCCAAUGGGGGGGGCAGGAAAAGUGUUACUAGACAUAAGCAUUCAGCCUUAUAUAGGUCCAAAUUCAAAGCCAUCAUAGUUCCCCCUUGUGUAAAUUAAUUUAGUCUUAGAUUCUCAGACUUAAUUACCACUACCAUUCUCAUUAUAGAGAAGUUUGCACAAGUAUAGCUUAGAUUUCUUAUAAGCACAGGCAUAACUUACAAAGAAAUCUGUGCGGAAAAGUAUACUGAGAAAAGUCAGUGUUACUGACUUUCAUAUCCAUACAGCCUUGACUGUAAGUAGCUUUUCUUGCUACGCUCCUGGCAGUUACACUUGUAAGUACUAAGAUGACAGCUGCAUUGGCCUCUAGCCUCCCUAGGCAUCAGCUCGAGUUGCAAACUGUUUAGAUUCUGCAUCAUUCCUGAUCUGACAGAAGCAGAUAACAGCUCAUAAAGCACUACAGAUGAAGAUUACUCAACACAUUAGAACCACCAGAAAGAUGAAAGCAUAAACUGGGAGUGAAAUGGAAGAAGUAACAGCAUUCAACUCAGCUACAGUGUUUAUCUUGAGAACUGUUAUAUCAAAUUCCUAGUAAUGAAAACUGUGGUUUUGUUAGAGCUGUGGGCUCCCCAGACAAAAUAAACAAACCAACCAGAAAACCCACACUGGAGGAAACCAUUGGAAAACUGACUCUAAGGUCUUCAGAGACGAUAAUGACUUCACAGCUGGCUUUUACAGUGGAAGAGGUAUCUGUCCUUCAGAUGGAAGGUGCUCCCACAGCUCAGUAUCUUCUUCAGUACUGCUCUAGAAUUACUGAACCAGCAGCCUUUGCAUUUCCUGAUCAAACGUAUACUUAAAUGACUAGUUAGACACAUAUAUGUAUCUAAUCUCUCAUCACACGUGUUUAUUAACUUGUGUAACGGUUACAUGUCCAUAACUACAAAGUAAACAGACUGGUGCUUCUCAGCUUACUGUAACAAUGACUGCUGUACAUUCCUAGGAGAAUGAUGGAGCUUUCCCAGUCUCAAAAAAA